AUGGAGACGUCGGAGCACCGUGAGCUUCGCCGUGUGGCUUUCUUCGCCAUUGUUGUCAGCACCUUCGCUGUCAUUGCUGCCGUCGUUACACUUCCAAUGUUGUAUAGCUAUGUAGCUAACUUCCAAUCCCAUCUCAUCAUUGAAACUGAUUUCUGCAAGACAAGAGCUCGUGAUAUGUGGGCAGAAAUUCAUCAUAUUGAUGCUCCAUCCUUCCAACGUGCUAAGAGACAGUACGGAAGCUCUCCACAGCCAGCUGCCUACCCAUCAUCAGGAGGAGCCGGAGGUUACGGAGUUGCUCCAGUCGCUAACAGCGAUGCUGCUCCAACUUGCUGCGGUUGUCAACAAGGACCUGCUGGACCUCCAGGACCUCCAGGAGACAACGGAGAUGAUGGACUUGAUGGUCUUCCAGGAAAUGAUGGAAGCAGCGGAAGAGAUGGAAGCCUGCUCGAAUCUGCUAUCCAGAACGAGCCAUGCAUCAUUUGCCCACCUGGACCACCAGGACCUCAGGGUAUGGGAGGAGCCAAGGGACCACAGGGACCAAAGGGAGCUGCCGGAGAAGGAGGAAGAGACGGAAAGCCAGGAGAGAAUGGUAUGCAAGGACCACCAGGAACAAUGGGUAUGCCAGGAAGACAGGGAGUCAGCGGUCCACGAGGAGCUCCAGGAAGAGUCAUCCAAGUUAACGGACCAGCUGGACCAGCUGGAAGACCAGGACCACGUGGAUCUCCAGGACCACGCGGAGAAGCUGGACUUGACGGAGGAAGCCAAGAGGGACCAGCCGGACCUCAAGGAGAUGCUGGAAGACCAGGACCACAAGGAGCUCCAGGACCACAAGGCCCAGAAGGACCACGUGGACCAACCGGAGAACCAGGAUCUUGCGAACACUGCCCAAUCCCACGUACUCCACCCGGUUAUUAG
Molecule: messenger RNA, 915 nt
Organism: Auanema sp. JU1783
Lineage: Eukaryota; Metazoa; Nematoda; Chromadorea; Rhabditida; Rhabditidae
Source: the annotation of a GenBank genome assembly